Molecule: messenger RNA, 2605 nt
Organism: Carassius gibelio (silver crucian carp)
Lineage: Eukaryota; Metazoa; Chordata; Actinopteri; Cypriniformes; Cyprinidae
Exons: 3
Coding region: 24-599 (191 amino acids)
Source: RefSeq, a predicted model, not a curated record
AAAUUUGAAAGGAAGUCAUCUUGAUGCGGUAUAGCACUAUACACACUUCAGCCAUAUUCAAGCCAUUUCCUCUGACUGCGCACAGAAACAUGCAGAUCUUUUACCUGACAACUAUGUUUCUUAUAAUGGCUGUUCUCUGCAGUCAGCCAAUUUCUCUAUCAGCAGUGUCUGUUAUUUACUCACGUGAACCAGUGACAAAGACUGAGGGUCUUUCGUUGUCUCUAAAGUGCACAGUGAAGUAUAGGAUAGAGGAGUGUGACUUUGAGACCAAUUGGUGGAAAUGGAACAGAGAUGAGCCUUUGCAAAUCACGGAUCCCAACAAAUAUCUGAUCACAGUAAAUGAAUCAGAAACAGAUGAGCACAGGCUAAGGGACAUUUUCCUGAGAUUCAGUUCCUUAAAUCUUCAAGACAGUGGUCGCUACCAAUGUGAUGCCAAAUGUCUCAACAGUGGGACUGCAGCAAAAGGCCAUCUCUUGGUCCUCAAUGUCACAGCUGAUCCAUACAAAGAUCUGAAGGUCUCAACAUGGAGCGGCCAGUUAAAGGCAGACGCAGCUGUGCUAGCACUCAGUACCACAUUAUUAUUAACAUGGUGUUAUUAAAUUAUAUUGUGUUUUCAGUAUGGAGCAACACACGGUAUAAACAUAUUUAAUUUUGUUAAUCUGCUAAAGUGACCAACUGUAAUUUUCUUUUAUUCUAGACUUGGUCUUGGAUUAAAAAAAAAUUCAUCCAAAAAUGAAAACUCUGUCAUCAUUUAAUCACCCUCAUGUCAUUCCAAACCUGUAUGAGUUGCUUUCUUGUUGUCUUAUGUUGUUGAACAUAAAAGAAGAUAUUUUGAAAAUUGCUGGAAUUUUAAAGGGGUCAUAUGAUGUUUUUUUAAAGAUCAUUAUUUUGUGUAACAGAAUAUUCUGACAUGCUUAAAUGUAAAAAAAAAACAACAACAACAAAAAAAAAACAUUAUUUUUCAAAUACUGUACAUUAUUGUAGGUCUUCUAUGCCCCGCCUCUCUCAAACGCUCUUCCGACAAGCACUGCUCUGAUUGGCCAUCUGACCCAGUGUGUUGUGAUUGGCUGAAUACCACAAGCGCUUGUCGGAAAUUUAAUGACCCUUUCCAUAAUCGUGAGCUUCAUCAGUUCAAGCCUGAAAGGGGAACACAGUCGCGUGACAGACACAGUGAUGAAACUCCUUUUGUUUGCUGUACACAAGCCAAAGCCGGUUAAGACAGCUGACUCCACUGUGUCACCUGUCACUCUCUCUCUCCAACACAUGUGGGUGCCAACACACACACACGCAUGCAAAACUCUGCAUUUGAAGAGUCAAUAGCAAAUACUUAAACUAAUAAGUAUUUGCUAUUGAUUCAGAAGCACCAUACUGUAGUAGCAAAGUCAGAAUUACCCCUUCUCCUUUGUGUGAAUAUCUGGGAGGCAUUAUGCAAAUAUUUCCACAUAGUGACGUAGACAUGUGGGGGCGUGUUUAAACAAGCUAUUUUUGGGGGUUGUGGAAGAGUCUUAACUUUGAGAAAGAAUAUCUCUUUGGAUUUGAGACUUUAGUCUUUGCAACUUCACAGAUCUUCUUUAUUCACCAAAGAGCUUGUAACACUUCAAAGAGUAAAUCACAUCAUGUGACCCCUUUAAACAGUUGGUGGUUGCCAUUGACUUCCAUAGUAUGAAAAGAAAUACUAUGGAAGUUUGAUGACCAGCAAUCUUCAAAAUGUCGUCUUUUAUUAUUACAUCAGAAAGCAACUCAUACAGGUUUGGAAUGACAUGAGGGUGAGUAAGUGAUGACAGAAUUUUCAUUUUUGGUUGAACUAUCCCUUUAAGUUCUUACAUUGUGACAGCUUGUACCUAAAAAGUUGUUAUAGAGUUGAUUACCUGAUGAUGCUUAGUUUCUUAAUUGUUGCCAUAAGUUGCAAUUGAGUUUUAUUUGACUUUAACUUUAUUUUGUGAAAGGGAUAAUGCAUUGCACAACCUGUGUGUUAAAUGUUCUGAUGUUCUACAUUCAUUUUAGCUGCAAUGGAACAUUUCAGAGCAGUGGUCCAGACUUGUGGCUGAAACUGAAACCAAGCUCAUCUUGCUAAACGGUGUUGCAUAUGUAAUACGCUUUAACUUGCCAAAUGUAGUAAACAUGCCAAUAGGUUACUAAUGCAAAAACAAACUCAUAAUAAGGCACAAGCAUUGUAAUGUUUUUUUUUUUUUUGCAUUUGAUAGUAGAAAUGCAAUACAAUUAUCUUUGUAACAGUCAAUAAUUAUUACUACCAGGGCCUCAGCUGGGGUUUGCGGGGCCCUGGCUGAUGCAGGUUAUACCCAUGGGCCCUGUUUGAAAUAAAUAGCAUGAAUAAAUAAAUAGAACAAAGAUACAAAUAAUUUUUUUUUUUUUCAAGUUCUCAAAGUUAUUUUUCUUCAGGUUUGUGGGUGGUACAGAAACUUAGCAAUCAAAUGUAAAAUAGCAUUGUAUACUUCUUUACUGUAUAAAUUACAUUUAGAUGAAUUCUUGUUAAAACUACAAAGCAAUACAGUAAAAAUCUGUGAGUGUUUUUCUCCCAUUUAAUUUCUUGGAUUAACAUUAAUAAGGACAAUGACAGCAGCUAGUAAAUUAGGCGCGGUCACUU